AUGAAUACUCGGAAGAAGUUAAACGAGUAUGGUUUAGUGGAAAUUGCUUCCAAUGGUGACAUUACUUACAAAACAGAUUUUGUAAACUUGAAGGACCGUUUCGCUAAUAUCAGUCUUUCCUAUACCACGGAGCAAAGCAUUUCUAAUGACACUCUAUACUACUGUAAUGCUACUAAAAUCACUGACGUUUAUUCCGAUUUUGGUGUUAAGAACUUUAGUAUUGCUGCUCAGCCAUCUGAAAUUGCCAAUUUGAUUAAGUAUGGUGUUAAUGGAUCUAAUGUAGGUAGUAUUUUAACUGAUUAUACAUUCUCAACUACCUUUAAUUAUACCAUUUAUGACACUGAUAACAAUACUGUCGCAGCCACUAUUUCUUAUGCUUCCUCUAACACGAUCAAUUACUUGAAUCAAGCUGUUGCUACAGCUUCGGCCACUGUUACUAGCUCAUCCUCAGCGACCGCUUCCUCUAGUUCUUCAAAGAGCAAAAAUGAAGCUGCUGGCGUCAAAGCUACUUCAUUUGGCACUGGUAUCUUCACAUUUUUAAUUUCAGCGUUAUUCUUAUAA
Messenger RNA from Kazachstania africana CBS 2517, 561 nucleotides. It is a transcript of the gene GAS3, whose product is annotated as putative 1,3-beta-glucanosyltransferase. The coding region runs from base 1 to 561 and encodes 186 amino acids. The record is from RefSeq and is a predicted model, not a curated record. Lineage: Eukaryota; Fungi; Ascomycota; Saccharomycetes; Saccharomycetales; Saccharomycetaceae. The transcript has a single exon.